UGGAUAUCACAGACCUGGAGUGUAUUUUGUUUAUUUUUUUAGCCUUUUGACUAAAAACCUCAAAUUUUUCCUGUGCUUCUACUACUGAAUCCAAAGGAUGCAGUCCAUCAGAGACUUGAAGUCCAACUUCAGUGGCCCUCCUUCAGCCUCCAUGACUGCUGGCCCUGAUGCCUAUAUUCAGGGUAAUAUCAGGAUCACUCUGGAGGACACUGAACUGUGGAAAACCUUCCAUGAAAUAGGGACAGAGAUGAUCAUCACUAAACCGGGCAGGAGAAUGUUUCCACACUGCAAAGUGAAUCUCUCCGGUCUUAUUCCGUGUGCCAAGUACGUAUUAUUGGUCGACAUGGUCCCUGAGGAUGGUUUCAGGUAUAAGUGGAAUAAAGAGAAAUGGGAGGUUGCAGGAAAAGCGGAGCCUCAGCCUCCCUGCAGAACCUAUGUCCACCCAGACUCUCCAGCUCCGGGGAGUCACUGGAUGAAGCAGUCUGUCUCCUUCCUCAAGCUCAAGCUCACCAAUAACACACUUGACCAGCACGGCCAUAUCAUUCUGCACUCCAUGCAUCGCUACCACCCGCGCUUCCAUGUUGUCCAAGCAGACGACCUGUUCAGCGUCCGCUGGAGCGUUUUCCAGACUUUCACCUUCCCGGAGACUUCCUUCACUGCAGUCACUGCCUACCAGAACACCAAGAUUACAAAGCUGAAGAUUGAUCACAAUCCAUUUGCAAAGGGCUUCCGAGAUGAAGGCAUUAAUAAGAAAAGGCGCGCCAACAAGAACCCAUCAUGCCUUGAGAAAAGAACCAAGACAUCAGACAUUGUGAACCCUGAAGAGGACAGCCCACCAGAUUUCUGCCAAUCUUCGUAUGAUGGUUUUGAUAGAGAGGAAGGAGAGCAGCCCAAAAUGAAAGAAGAGGAUGGCAUCAAAGAGGAGAGUUACUCUCCUUGGGCUGCUGAGAGAGAGCACAGAGUGAGGACUGACUCUCCUGCUGGUGCAGACACACGAGAUCUCUACAGCGCAGAGCAGCUUGUUCCUACCCCAGCUUCCUACCAGUCGUACAGGUUCCACGAGUAUGGAAAGUCCCCAUCCCCCUCCUCCAGCAUUGGCAGCAGCAACAGUGGAUCCGGACGCAGCAGCUUUGAGUCCAGGGUUCCCGAUGUAGCCACGGUCCCCGAUCAUGACUCUUCAAAGCCGCGUGAGGUUGGUCCUUCCAGCUGUGGCCCCCAGCACCUCCCUGGCCCCCAGGACUACACAGGGGUGCUCAACAUGUCCAUGGCCCAAGCCAGCAAGCCAGGGGUUAUCAGUCACCACAUCUACAGCCCCUACAGCACCGAGCAACACCUGGGCCAGUGGAGCGGUCCAGGUCCUUCCCAGUAUCCCCCUCCUCACCAUCUGACCACUGACUACGCAGCGCAAGCUGUGCAUCACAGUUAUCACCAUGGUAACGUGGCCGAGUGGAGCCAGUACCCGCUGUUCUCUUAUUCGUGCUGGUGA
Messenger RNA from Archocentrus centrarchus (flier cichlid), 1486 nucleotides. RefSeq names its product T-box transcription factor 16 (gene tbx16). The coding region runs from base 98 to 1486 and encodes 462 amino acids. The record is from RefSeq and is a predicted model, not a curated record. Gene Ontology annotation, molecular function: RNA polymerase II cis-regulatory region sequence-specific DNA binding; DNA-binding transcription factor activity, RNA polymerase II-specific. The transcript has 9 exons. Gene Ontology annotation, cellular component: chromatin; nucleus. Gene Ontology annotation, biological process: heart morphogenesis; pattern specification process; positive regulation of DNA-templated transcription. Lineage: Eukaryota; Metazoa; Chordata; Actinopteri; Cichliformes; Cichlidae.